Messenger RNA from Suillus subalutaceus, 1054 nucleotides. RefSeq lists its product as uncharacterized. The transcript is spliced from 3 exons. The record is from RefSeq and is a predicted model, not a curated record. Lineage: Eukaryota; Fungi; Basidiomycota; Agaricomycetes; Boletales; Suillaceae. Bases 244 to 921 code for a protein of 225 amino acids.
AAGCGUUACUGGUACAGAUACAAAUAUCAUACAGGUCAACCCAGACGAGUCGCGAGAAUGGUGAAAAGGUACAAGUAUCUUACAGAUCAACCUAGAUGAGACGCGAGAUGGAGGUGAGUGCUACAAAUACAAGUGAACUUUGUCAGGCGGGUCGCAAAACGGAGGAAGCGGUCAGUCCAUCUUUUCCUUUCCCUCCUUUGUGCCUCUGUCCAUUCAUGUGCUUGUUUUUUUUUGGCGGGGCUGAUGGCGACGUCGAAUGUAGAGAAUCCCGCGAUAGCUGAGUCGUCUUUCGACAUGUCAACAGAGGUUGUGGAGAGGAUGGGGAUAAAACAUUCUUCCACAGGUUCAUCACAUGGAUGCAAAACCUUUAUGGCUUGCACGCCGAGUUGGAAAGUCUGGAAAGGGUCUAAACAGUGUCACAUGACCGAACGGGAUGAAGAUAAACAACCCGCUUGGGUAGCUAAACAUGAUUCCGUUUGGGCUGACAAUUCCAAGUAUGACCAGCAGAAAGCUGCGCCAGAACCAUCUCCGAAGGCCGAAGAAAUCGAGACCCAUCGAAUCUCCCAUUCACGAACGCGAGCCAAUCACGGCCAAGUCCGAUGUCGCACCCAUUCCAAUAUAAGUAGGAACGCGCGCCAGACUAAAAGUCGACUCUACAGCCACCUCAUGAGGCACAUUGCACUUAAGCAGAAAGGACAACGGCACGGUCGAAUCAAGAUUCGCAUCAUCGACACGAAUAAAAGUAGGAACAUCAGCGAAAGACCCAAGGACUUCGUGACAAAUAGAAGACAUAGUCGAUGGCUACUUAGUACUAAGGAAGAUCGAUAUACGGAGCGAAAUGUCUGCCGAGAAUUAUACCAACCGUCGACAGUAGGAACGCGCACCGGACCAGAACUCAACUCCACAGCCACGCCAUUGUAAUUGAAAAUAGAACGCGGCACAUUGCAACUGUGCAGAAAAGACAAUGACACAGUGGAGUCAAGACUUGCACCGUUGACACAGAUAAGAGCAGGAACAUCAGCAAAGGAUCCGAGGAUUUCGUGACAGAUAGAAG